Messenger RNA from Macrobrachium nipponense, 3003 nucleotides. Its product is annotated as trichohyalin-like. The record is from RefSeq and is a predicted model, not a curated record. The transcript has a single exon. NCBI's taxonomy places the organism in Eukaryota, Metazoa, Arthropoda, Malacostraca, Decapoda, Palaemonidae. Bases 1 to 3003 code for a protein of 1000 amino acids.
AUGGACGACUUGUUUCAUUUCUGUUGUUGUCGAGUUGUCAGCAGUGGUUUCCGAGUACCUGGUGCUCUUGUUGAUGCCGCUGUUGCUUCUCUCGAGGCAGAAAUUGUUGUCGAUCAGUCCAAUAGCAGCUUGACUGCGCCAUCUUUUGCCUUCGCCAAACCUCUUGUAGGUUUGGCCUUGUUGGCAGCCUUGGCGCUUGCUGCGCGCUGGAUGUAUGGAAUGUCUGGACGAACAUCUGAUGAAAUGGAAGAGUGUAUGGAAAGCGAACGUAUAGAUGAGUAUGAUAGUGAGGAUGACGAUGAAACCGACAUGAGCGAAAGUGAGGAUGACAAUGAAAUGAAUUUGAGCGAAAGUGAGGAUGACGAUGAAAUGAAUAUGAGCGAAAGUGAGGAUGAUGAUGAAACCAGUAUGAAUGAGAGUGAAGAACACCUUGAAAAUGAUAUGAGCGAGAGUGAGAAUGAACUGGAAACUGAUGUGAGCAGAGUGUCUAGACUGGAGGACAGUCUAGAACUGGAAGAUCUGGAAGACGGCAAUGAGGAACUGGAAGAGACCACCGAAACUGAACAACUGGAAAGCACCGAGGAAGAAGGAGACCUGCCUACACUACAUCAAGAACAUCCAGAUGUAGAAAUGCAGAGGUUGCAAGAAUCCCUGGAAAAGAGUCAGGCUAACGGCACUAGAAUGGAACAGCUCUUGAAGGAAGCAGGAAAGGCGAUAGAGCGGAUUCAAAGGGAACUUGAGGGCAAGGAUAUUUUGCUGGAAAAGAGGGCAGACGACACAGCAGCGAUGAGCAGACAAAUCGAGAGCGUCUGCCUUCAAAAAGAACAAGUUCUGACUGAAAAGCGUCGCCUACAACACGACCUGGAACUGGCUCUAGAUCGAGGAGAGAAAGCAGACAACUUUAACAAAGAACUGAUGGAGCAAAUAGUGUCUCUUGAGAGACGACUAGAGGAGACUGAACACUUGCUCAAGAAAAGGGACGAAGAUGAGACGGAAAUGAAAAGGCUCUUCCAGAAAGAGAUGGUCGACAAAGAAAGAGAUCUGCAGUGCGCUAAAGAGAAAGAAACAGAAUUGAGCCUCAAACUAGAAAAGAUAGAAACUUUCAAUCAAAUUCUUGAUGCAGAGAAUGAAGAUUUGAUGAGGCUCGUAGUAGACUACAGGGAGGCCUUAGACCAGAAGGAGAGGAAGGUCAACCAUCUGCAAGAAUUACUGGCACGUCAAGCGACAGAGUCUGAGAACGACCAACAGAAACUGAGGACUCUGGAAGUGCAAAUGACGGCCAUUGAAGGCACUGUAGAAGAACUGGAAAACCAACUGAUGGCCAUUCAAGAGAACCAAGAAGCUGUCCGGGGAAAACUCGAGCUCACUGAAUCUGAAAACUCUACACUUAGGGAGGUAGCAGCUGACCUAAAAGAUAAAAAUUGUGAGCUUGAGAAAAACCUGGCAGACGAGACCCACAAGAACUUGGUACUAGAAGAUCAAGUUCAGUUCCUAGAAUCAGUUUUGCACAAAAAGGAAUCUCAGUUGGUCUCUGCAUCAGAAGUUCUAAAUGCAGAAAGAGCGAAAACUGAGAUUAUGGCACAAGAACUACAAGUGAUGAGGAACUGGGUCGCAGAACUAGGAGCAGAGAAUGAAAAGUGCAAAGAGGAGUUAGCAGCAAAAGCAGCAGAAGUUACUUCGCUGCACAAAGAGUUAAACAAUGAGAAGAAGCUGACCCAAGUUCUGGCUGGAGAAGCCCAGGUUAUGAAGAACUGGGUGGCAGAACUAGGAGGAAAGAAUGAAAAGUGCAAAGAAGAGUUAGCAGCAAAAGCAUCAGAAGUGACUUCACUGCAGAAAGAGUUAGACAAUGAGAAGAAGUUGACCAAAGUUCUGGCUGGAGAAGUCCAAGUUAUGAAGACCUGGGUCGCAGAACUAGGAGGAGAGAACGCCACGCUUCAGGAUGAGGUAAACAAAACCCACCUGAUAGUAAAUUCACUUCUGAAGUCUUUAAGGAAGGAGAAACAGAGGAGCAGAAAUCUCCAGGAUGCUCUCCAUCGUGGGAAGGAGAUGGAAAACUUGCUGAAAGAAGAAAAGAAGAGAGGAAAUGAGAUGGCGACUUCCCUGAGAACCUUCAAAGAAGAGCUCAAUAAUAGGGACCUCCAAAUUGAAAACCUCCUAAACACGGAGAAGAAAUUGAUAUGUGAAAAAGAAGAACUUGUAGAAGAACUAGGCGUUGCUCUCAGUCACGGCAAGGAACUGGACAGCAUGCUGGAGGAGGCAGGCCAGAAGGUGACAAAACUCGCAAACGAUUUUGAUGAAGAGGUCCAGAAAAGGGAGGACCAGUUGAGAGAUCUCUUAGACAGAGAGGAACAACUCAGAGCUGAAAAGCUAGAGUUGGAAGACAGAUUAGAAAAUACUGUCAAUCUUCUGAUUAAAGAACAGCGGGAAAAUGUAAGCUGGCUGCAAAUGAUACAGGAAAGGGAAAAAGAAGUAGAGAAGCUGAGGAAAGAUGAAAAAGACCAUCAAGAACAGAGGAAGGAGAUAGAGAACAAACUGCAGGAAGGUGAGAAAGAGCUCCAGCAACUUAGAAUGGAAUGUGAAGAUCUGAAAGGAAAUUGGAGGAUACAAGAGGAAAAGAUGAUAAAGGAACAACAGCGUCUCCUGGAGCGCCAAAGGAGACAGGAAGAGGCUCUGAGGGAACAGGACAAAUACAUGCUAAUGACGCUUCUCCAUGGGACAGCUCAGAGGAACUUCCAUCUGCAGCACAUUGCACUGCAACAUGGAACUGAAACUCUGGACAGCAUCAAUGAAAAGGAGAAGCAAGAUGAGGACCUGUGGCUGAGGAAGGAGAAACAACACAGGAAAUAUUGCGAUGCCCAGCAAGAGAGGACCAACUACCCGAAACAGUGGGACGUCCUCACUCAGACGUUGACGGAACUCACUCGUGGAGAUUCUGACGAGAACUGUGAGAUUUCCAACGGAAAAAACGAUGACAAAACUUGUCAUCAAAGCAGUGAAAGAUGA